This is a messenger RNA of Naegleria lovaniensis, 591 nucleotides long. RefSeq lists its product as uncharacterized. The transcript has a single exon. The record is from RefSeq and is a predicted model, not a curated record. The coding region runs from base 1 to 591 and encodes 196 amino acids. Lineage: Eukaryota; Heterolobosea; Eutetramitea; Acrasida; Naegleriidae. Gene Ontology annotation, biological process: superoxide metabolic process. Gene Ontology annotation, molecular function: superoxide dismutase activity; metal ion binding.
AUGUCUUUCCUUGAUCAAGUCAUUCAAUUGCCAUACGCCAAGGAUGCUCUUGCUCCUCACAUCUCUCAAGAAACAGUUGAAUUCCACUACGAAAAGCACCACAAGGGUUAUGCUGUCAAGUUGAACGAACUUGCUCAAACCGAAACCGAAUUACAAGGAAAGACCAUUGAACAAAUUUUGAUGAAUUACAAGGGAAAGGCAUUCAAUUUGUCUGCUCAAGUCUACAAUCACAACUUUUACUGGCAAUCCAUCGGACCAAAUGCUGGUGGUGUUCCAACUGGAAAGAUUGGUGAAGCCAUCAAUACUAGCUUUGGAAGCUUUGAUAAAUUCAAGGCUGAAUUCAACACUCAAGCUGUGAAUCAUUUUGGUUCUGGUUGGGUAUGGUUGGUCAGAGAGAAGGACUCCAAUGGCUUGAAGGUGGUGUCCACUCAUGAUGGUGGUUGUCCAUUGACUGAUGGUUUGGUACCUGUUUUGACUUGUGAUGUUUGGGAACAUGCUUUCUACAUUGAUUAUAGAAACAACAAGGCUAAUUAUAUGGAGCACUUUUGGGAUGUUGUAAAUUGGAAGUUUGCCGAGUCGAGACUCUUAUAA